AUGGCGACCAUGUUCGAGCAGCCCCGCAACGGCACGCUUUUCUUGGGCGGCCAAAAGAUUUCGGGGUCCGACAUUCGUGACCAGAAUGUCCUGGCUACUCAAGCCAUUGCAAAUGUCGUCAAGAGCUCUUUCGGUCCUAGCGGUCUGGACAAGAUGAUGGUGGACGAUAUUGGCGACGUCACAGUAACAAAUGAUGGCGCCACGAUCCUCUCCUUACUCGACGUCGAUGACCCCGCGGGCAAGAUCCUCGUCGACCUGGCACAGCAGCAGGACAAGGAGGUCGGCGACGGCACCACGUCGGUCGUCCUCAUUGCCGCCGAGCUCCUUCGCAGGGGAAACGAGCUGAUGAAGAACCGGAUACACCCCACCACCAUCAUCACAGGAUACCGCCUGGCCCUGCGCGAGGCUAUCAAGUAUCUCAACGAGAACGUCAGCAUCCAGGUCGAGAACCUAGGCCGUGACUCGCUCAUCAACAUUGCGAAGACGUCCAUGUCGAGCAAGAUCAUCGGCGCCGACUCUGACUUCUUCGCCGACAUGGUGGUCGACGCUAUGCAGGCCGUCAAGUCGGUCAAUUACAAGAACGAGGCCAAAUACCCCGUCAAGGCUGUCAACAUCCUCAAGGCCCACGGAAAGAGUGUCCGCGAGUCCCUUCUUGUCAAGGGCUAUGCCCUCAACUGCACCGUCGCCUCCCAGGCCAUGCCCACCCGCAUUCAGGAUGCCAAGAUUGCCGUCCUCGACAUGAACCUGCAAAAGGAGAGGAUGAAGCUGGGCGUCCAGAUCACCGUCGACGACCCCCAGCAGCUCGAGCAGAUUCGUGCCCGUGAGGCCGAGAUGGUCCUGGAGCGCAUCGAGCUCAUGUUCAAGGCUGGGGCCAACGUGGUCCUGACCACCAAGGGUAUCGAUGACCUGUGCCUCAAGAUGUUUGUCGAGCGCGGCGCCAUGGGCGUCAGGCGAUGCAGGAAGGAGGACCUCAGGCGCAUCGCCAAGGCCACCGGCGCCACUCUUCUUAGCACCUUCUCCGACCUCAACGGCGACGAGAAGUUCGACCCGUCGUACCUGGGCCACGCCGACGAGGUUGUUCAGGAGAGCAUCUCCGAGGACGAAUGCAUCCUCAUCAAGGGCACCAAGGCCCACUCUGCCUCUUCCAUCAUUCUCCGUGGCCCCAACGAGUUCUCCCUCGAUGAGAUGGAGCGCUCCGUCCACGACUCGUUGUGCGCCGUCAAGAGGACACUCGAGAGCGGCAGCAUCGUCCCCGGCGGUGGCGCCGUCGAGACGGCCCUGCACAUCUACCUCGAAGAGUUUGCCGGUACCGUCGGCUCGCGCGAGCAGCUGGCCAUUGGCGAGUUUGCCCAGUCGCUCCUCGUCAUCCCCAAGACACUCGCCGUCAACGCGGCCAAGGACGCCGCCGAGCUGACGGCCCAGCUGCGCUCCAGGCACGCCCUGUCCCAACGCAUCCAGGAGGGUGACGGCAGCGAGGACGAGAAGACGCUCGCCCGCAAGAAGGGCUACAAGAACUACGGGCUCGACCUGAUGAAGGGAAAGGUCGUCGACGAGCUCAAGCUCGGUGUUCUCGAGCCCAGCCUGAGCAAGGUGAGGCAGCUCAAGAGUGCUGUCGAGGCCUGCAUCAGCAUCAUGAGGAUCGACACCCUCAUCAAGCUGGAUCCCGAACCUCAGCAGGAUGACGGCCACGGUCACUGA
This is a messenger RNA of Geosmithia morbida, 1698 nucleotides long. Its product is annotated as T-complex protein 1 subunit alpha. The transcript has 3 exons. Gene Ontology annotation, cellular component: chaperonin-containing T-complex. The record is from RefSeq and is a predicted model, not a curated record. Gene Ontology annotation, molecular function: ATP-dependent protein folding chaperone; ATP binding; ATP hydrolysis activity. Bases 1 to 1698 code for a protein of 565 amino acids. Gene Ontology annotation, biological process: protein folding. Lineage: Eukaryota; Fungi; Ascomycota; Sordariomycetes; Hypocreales; Bionectriaceae.